Messenger RNA from Paramisgurnus dabryanus, 4746 nucleotides. RefSeq names its product ankyrin repeat domain 52b (gene ankrd52b). The record is from RefSeq and is a predicted model, not a curated record. Gene Ontology annotation, molecular function: protein binding; transcription cis-regulatory region binding. Gene Ontology annotation, cellular component: nucleus. Gene Ontology annotation, biological process: positive regulation of transcription by RNA polymerase II. Lineage: Eukaryota; Metazoa; Chordata; Actinopteri; Cypriniformes; Cobitidae.
AUUACAGUGCAGCUGCGCGUGUGGAUCCGCUGUCUCUUAAACAGUCGUGAAUAAGAUUUUAGGAAACUCAGUAAAUCAGUAAACAUCGAGCUGGCUAAUAUCAGGAGAUCAUGGGAACUUUAAACAUUAGAGAGCAGUCACUCUUGGUCCAGGCAAUAUUCAGCCAGAAUGAAGAAAUGGUGAAAUUUUUAUUGCAACAAAAGGAAGAAGUCAACGAAUUGGAUCAAGAGCAGCGCAGUGCCCUUCAUGCUGCAGCUUAUGUGGGUGAUGUUCAUAUAAUGGCCCUCCUUAUCACAUCAGGUGCAAAUGUGAACGCUAAAGAUCAGGAGUGGCUGACUCCCCUUCACCGGGCAGCUGCCUCACAAAAUGAAAGGGCCGUUGGGCUGCUUGUGAGGAGGGGGGCAGAAGUGAACACAAAGGACAGAUUUCGACAGACGCCGCUACAUGUUGCUGCCGCUAACAGUGCAGUAGACUGUGUUGAGAUUCUCAUUCCUCAUGUAAACGCUCUUAAUAUAGAGGAUUGUUUUGGCAGAACAGCUAUUCAUCACGCAGCCCACAAUGGACACACAGAGACAGUGACCUUACUCAUAAAUAAAGGGGCCAACCUGAAUGCAAGAGACAUAAAAGAAAGACAGCCUAUCCAUUUGGCAGCGUACCUAGGGCAUCUGGAGGUUGUGAAGCUUUUAUUAUCACACAGUGCUGAUGUAUCCUGUAGGGAUAAGCAGGGAUUUACCCCACUUCAUGUUGCUGCUCUUGGUGAACACAUUGAAGUGAUCAACAUCCUGCUAGAACAUGGAGCACAGAUUGAUGAAGUUGAUGUCUUUGGUAACACGGCUCUCCACAUGGUUUGUUACACCGGGCAAAAGACCGUAGCUGUUGAACUGAUUAACUGUGGUGCCAGUGUUAACCAGAAGAAUAAUUGUGGCUGCACACCGCUGCACCUGUCUGCAGUCUCUACCGAUGAAGGCCAGUGUUUAGAGCUACUGGUCAAUAAUGGGGCCGACAUUAAUAUACAGGAUAAUAAAGGCAAAAGCCCACUGCAUAUGGCAACUAUCUAUGGAUGCUGGAGCCAUUCACAGAUACUCAUUCAAAAUGGUGCAGAUGUGGAAUUCACUGAUACAUAUGGUAAUACUCCUCUUCACACUGCUGCUAAACAUGGUCAUGAGCUGCUCAUCAGUUUACUCGUAAUGAGUGGAGCAAACAUAUCCAGACCAGGCAUUAAUGGGAUGUGUCCACAACACUUGGCUGUUCUUCAUGGGUUUUCAGGCUGUUGCCAGAUGUUACUCUCAUCGGAGUUUGAUAUAAACACACAGGACAGUCUGGGAAGGACAUGUUUACAUAUAGCUGCUUCAAGAGGUAAUGUUGAAUGUCUUGAAAUGCUGUUGAGCAGUGGUGCUGAUGUGAAUAUAAAGGACCUAUUUGGAAGGUCUCCUUUGCACUAUACAUCAGUGAAUGGUCUGUAUCUGUGUACAGUAGCUCUGGUGAAGGCUGGAGCAGAUGUUAAUGAACGCGAUAUAAAUGGAUGCAGUUCACUGCAUUACGUAGCUGCCGGCAAAACCUCACACGGAGCUGAGCAGAUCUGUUCUGACAAACAGUGCAGUGAUACUGACGAGGAGACUCUAUGGUGUUUAAAGUUUCUUUUGGAUUAUGGUGCUGAUCCAGCGGUGCUUGACACUAAAGGAUUCAGUCCGGUUCACUAUGCAGCUGCUCAUGGCAACAAACACAAUCUAAAAUUGCUCUUAGAAAUGUCUUUUAAGUGUGUGGAAUAUGUGAAGAGUUCCGUUCCCGUAAGCCCUUUACACUUAGCUGCUUAUAAUGGUGACAGUGAAUCUCUGCGGGUGCUGUUAGAGACGAUGGUUCAUGUAGAUGUCCAGGAUUCUGUGGGUCGUACAGCCCUGUAUGUGGCUGCUCUGAAAGGUCAAUGUCAGUGUGUGGAGGUACUGCUGAUCCAUGGAGCCUCAUGCAGCAUCAGGGAGCACAACUACAGGUGGACACCUCUACAUGUUGCUGCUGCAAAUGGUCAAGCUGACUGCCUGCUGAUGCUGUUGAAAAAAGCUGAAAACACGGACGUCAUGAACCUCAAGGACAUACAGGGGCAGACUCCACUGAUGCUGGCUACACUUGGCAGUCACAUUGACUGUGUUCAUAUGCUUCUUGAGAGAGGAAGUAAACCAGACACUGUGGACAAAAGACAGCAUACCGCCCUACACUGUGCAGCAGUAGUUGGUAGAGAAGAGUGCGUCUCGGCUCUUCUGCUGCAUGGAGCUUUCAUUCUGUGCAGGGACUUUCGUGGCAGGAGCCCAGUGCACCUGGCGGCCUCUUGUGGUCAUGCAGGUAUACUGCGCAUCCUAAUGGAGGCAGUGGCUGUCUCAGACCCUCUUGACUCUCUGCUCGACUACACUGGAUACACACCUGCUCACUGGGCAGCUUACCAUGGUCACAAAAACUGCUUGGAAGUUAUAAUUGAAUAUAAAGCAUCAAACCUGUUGGAAGGAAAUCCCUUUACACCUUUACAUUGUGCACUUAUUAAUAAUCAUGAAGAUGUGGCUGAACUGCUAGUAAAGACUCUGGGAACUCAAAUUAUUAACCUGAGAGACUCUAAAGAAAGGACUCCUCUUCACGCAGCUGCUCAUGCAGGAGAUAUCACAGCUCUUCAGUUUGCAUUGAUCUGUGGUGCAGACGUAAACUCAGUUGAUCAGACAGGGCGCUCUGUAUUAAUGAUCGCUGCUGAAAAUGGCCAUACUUCUGCUGUCGAUUUGUUGCUUCAUGAGGCCAAAGCAGACCUGUCAGUGCUGGACAAGAACAGAAACACAGCCCUACACCUCGCCUGUAGACGAAGUCAUGAAAUGUGUGCUCUCCUCAUCCUGGCUGAGAUAGACAACCCCUCGGUUAUUAACACAGUCAACAGUGCAUUACAGACGCCACUACAUAUAGCAGCUAGAAAUGGCCUUGCGACUGUGGUUGAGGUGCUGCUGGCACGAGGUGCAACAGUACUGGCAAAAGAUCAAGACGGUUGUACUCCAGCUUUGGCGUGCGCUCCAAAUAAAGAUGUGGCAGACUGUCUGGCUCUCAUCAUUUCCACUAUGAAGCUUUUUUUCUCUCUGCUGACCCCAGCUGAAGCUGAAGAACAGAAUCAUGUGUGUCUAUAGGACAGAAGAACUCUAGAUCUGGACACAUGUUUCAAUGGCUCACAGUAAUGAGUCAUUUUAGCUGUGACAUUGUUAUCAUCUUAGAGUAAUACUUCAACAGGAUUCAUGUAAUAUUUCAAGAGUUUGGUUUAAAAACGCGAUAAACGCCAUAAAAAAAGGAAUUCAGUAUUGUAUCUGAUCAGUAAUAAAAAGUAAAUGCUUAAUUUUACGCAAAAUCCAAUAUCCGCCGUGUUAUUCUGUCAUCUCUUUUACAAAACGCAAUUAACGCCACUCCUCCUUUUCUGCAGAAUGCAAUAAAUCCGCUCAACCAAUCACAGCGCACUAUUCCACGCAUUGCAAAACAAUAAUGGCGGUGCUUUGAAUACACACAGAAUCCUAGUUUUCCUCAUCUACUUUGUACUUCGCAAUCAACAAACAAACAAAAACAAAAUAAUAUUAUUGGCAUUGAUAAACCUGUGGUGGUUUUCUGUGGCGGGCAAGAAACGUAAGCCAUCAAAAUCGAAUAAUUUACGUGAGAGGCACUCAGGAGCCAGAAAAAUGUCAGCUGUUGCUGGUUCUGACACGACAGCAUCAAGCUUAUGUCAUGAUAACACAUCAACCCCAGGUGAUCUUAUAAAACACUUUUCAUUAUUUUACUCCAAGGCAACGAAAAUCGAGCAGGACCAAAACAUUUUACAACCGAUCGCGGUCAAAAAAGUUAAGCAACGACGUCCCAAGGAUGACAGCAGCAAUGACAGUGUUCUUAAUAUGACAAAGUAAGUGUUUUGAUUAAUGCCAUUAAUGUUUAUUUUUUUUUAUCAGUGAAUACCACUAGUCCAGUGGUUUUCAAACUGGGGGCCGCGAGAUGGUGCCAGGGGGGCCCCAGUUUUAUUACAUUUUAUGAAAUACAUUAAUUUAUCAUGAAUUCUGUGUAAUUAAACCUAAAAAAUAAGGCUACUAACCAAAAGCAUUACUUUUUUGUGUAAUUUAAUGUUUUUUUUUUAUUAAAAUGUUGAGUUUUAGAACAGUUUUUUGUCACAAAUUUUCUUUGGGGGGCCGCGAAGGAAUGCACCGUACACAAGGGGGGCCACACGCUGAAAAAGUUUGGGAACCACUGCACUAGUCAACUAAACGAAUAUAACAUGGCAAAGAUGAAUGAACAUUUAUAUAUUGAUUCAAUAGAUUUAUAGCAUUUUCAAAAAAAAAAAAACGUAUGGUCACGGAUUAAUGGCAUUUUGCAGAAAAAAUAAUCUGUUUUUAUAAUAAAUCUUUGAAAAUCAAAUUAUGAAUUUGAAUGUUUUAUGUUUUUAUAAUCUAAAAAUGCCAUGUGAAAGUUUGUAACAGAAAAUAGUGGUUUCCAUCUUGUCAAUUUCUUGGUAUAGAAAACAAAUUUUUACCAAAAUUAGUCAAAAUGGAUUUAUUGCAUUUUGGAACCAAACUCUUGAAUUGAUAAGCAGUGAUGUUUUAUUUUAAUUUAUUCAUGAUAGCUUUUCUUCUUUUCUAUGGACCUCUUUUCAGUAGAAAACAGAAACACAUGUUCAAAUGAUGUACAAUUUGUUUGCUGAAUAUUUAGGGGGCAUUAUUGAGUGUCAAAUUAAAUCAAUAUCAGUAUUAAAGA